This is a messenger RNA of Cuscuta epithymum, 4605 nucleotides long. The record is from the annotation of a GenBank genome assembly. Lineage: Eukaryota; Viridiplantae; Streptophyta; Magnoliopsida; Solanales; Convolvulaceae.
AAUCAAGUCAUCAAAUGAACUUCUCCCCCACACCAUUCACACAUGAGAGACAACAAGGACAUCUCACUCACCCACCCUCCUAUUAUUUCGGCCCUAGCAUCAAGUAGGGAGGAAAGGAGUCUCAAAAACAUCAUCUCCACCAGCUCUACUCGAGCUAAGAACAAGGGGAAAGAAGGAAGCAAGAAGAGAGGAGGCUGCCAACCAGUUCGUACAAUUUCAACCCUCGAGAUUGUUCACUUCAUAUCUCACGCAUCUCUUAUCCAAUAAGCUCGAGUAAGGUGUCAUUAGAUAGGUCUUGAAGAGAGCUUUCAUACGAGGUGCUGCACUUAAGGAUACGAGGUGUUUACAGCUCAAAAAGGGCAGAUAAACACACGAGGUCUUUUACCAAGAUAUUAUAGACUUCUCGAGGAAUCUAGGAGUGGCCGGAAAAGUCGCCGGAGCCGCCGGAGUUUUCGCCGGAAAAUUCAAAAGUCGCCGGAGUUCGAACAAAGAAGAUAAAAGCUUGCUAGCGUCAUUUCAAGGUUGAAGCUAGAGCUUACUUCCUGCACCCGUUGCUCGGGAGAUCGAUGGAGAGAAGACGUGGUUCGUGCUUCCUCUGGUUCUAUUUCUAAAUAAUUAAAUAAUGCUCAUGGAACUAUUUUGACUUAUAAAUUAAUGGAGCCUGCGAGCUCUUGUUUUACCCUUGUGUGGGUUCUUAUUAAACACUUAUAUUCCGCGAUGUGUUUAAUUGUAUGUUGAUGUUGUUAUGUAUGUUUACUAAUCGGUUUUGGCAUAUGUAUCUAACAGACGUCUUGUGCAAUUCGGUAAGGAUGAACUGCGGUUAUCCUUAUUGGGUUGUACGACGGUUGUCCACGUGGCACAGACGCGGUCUGGGGCGUGACAAUUAAGUGGUAUCAGAGCCAUACGAUUUCUAAACUAUAUAGUCAACAUCUCAACAAAGUUUCUAUUAUAACAGUUUUUCAAUGAAAACCAUGAGCAUAAGUUUUGUACUUUAAGAGCAUUUGGUUAUCGAGUUGCAAGGUCUUUGGUUGUUAAGACGGGCCCCUUAACAAUUGGUAUGGCAGUGACUUGAGCCAAGUUGUGUCUUGAGUACGUUUCUGUCAAUUGACAUUCAAACGAGUCCAAAGACUCAUUCCAACAUAUUCUUUCAGGAAUGGGUGGUAGUGAUAGGGCGGUUCGAGGAAAUCCGAGAGGGCGCGCACCGGGGAUAGCCGGGCAAGCCAAUCGGGGGAUAUCAAUGUCGCGUAAGAGGCGAGGUAUGGGCAAUCAAGGCCCACGAACACGAGCCGCGAUGGCUGAUCACAAUGUGACUGAAUUCGAGGCGUGGGACUCGGAGGAUGACUCAACUUAUCACCCUGAAAGCGAGUCAGAUGAAACUUCUUUUGAAGAAAACAGUGGGGAGGAUAUACAUAGUAUUCCUCCUGACCAGGUUAGUGAAAUGUACCGAUGGUACCAACGUGAAAGGGGAAGACAACGACAGGGAUCUCAGGAGGGACAUGUCAGAGGCGAGACUUCUCUCAGGAGGGGUCGGGGUGCUCACAGAGCACAAGUUAGGACAGUCAGGGAUUCUGAUGGUGAAGGACCACUCUUUAAAAUCUCAAAGUAUCUCAAAGAGGCUAGAGCCUUGGGGUGCAAACCAUUUGAUGGGACGGAGGACAUAUCGGAAGCAGCCGAGUGGAUAAAAAGGUUGAAUGAUGCAGCUAAUGACAUGCAGGUGGUCUCUGAACGAAAGUUAAGGGUUGCCACUAGAUUAUUGGAGGGUUUAGCUUCUACUUGGUGGGAAGGCACCAAGGGUAAGUUUGACGGGGUUGUCACGUGGGACAACUUCGAGCAAGCAUUCUAUGAGCAGUUUUACACCUCUUUCGAAGUAAAUCGAAAGAGGAGGGAAUAUAUCGAUCUCAAACAGGGAAAUGAGUUUACGGUGAAGCAACUGGAACAAAGAUUCCGACAUCUGGCAAGGUUCUUGCCUGAAUAUGCCGCAAAUGAGAAUCGAAUGGCAAACCAUUUUUGGAAUGCACUCAAUUUGGAAAUACGCGAAAGGGCGACCUACCAAUUCAACAUGACUUUCAGUCAGGUAGUAGCUCAGGGUCUCCAGGGGGAGGAGCUUUGGAAGGAAAGGCAAACAAGGGAUGCAAAGGAAGCAGAAGAAAGAGCCCAGGUGAUCAUUCACCCUCCACGACGAGAGGGGAAGUAUGAACUUCAGAGCAAGGGGAACUCUAACAAGUUAGUUCCGUUUUUCAGUAAGAGCCAGGACUUGGUAAGUCAAAGCUCAAGCACUCGGGGCAUGGGGGCACCCAAAUGUGAGAAUUGUAGGCGAAGGCACUAUGGGAGAUGUCGAGAGCCAUCUAGAUGUUACUUUUGUGGAGAAACAGGCCACAUCAAGGUCCUUUGUCCUCAACGUGCGCGUGAAGGAACAUCAGGAGCUAGAGGAGGGGUCACGGGGGUUGAAAACCCAACUAGGGUUGCCUCAAACAUGGUACCUUCUACAAGUCAAUGGCGAACUCGCUCGUGAAGGCCGGGAAUGGCGGAAGCCAUUUGUUAGGCUCGACUUUGGCACAAGGUAUUAUUAAAUUAAACCUUAAUUUCCAUAAAUAUUUUUAUUUUCAAAAUUGUUAGCUUCAGAUAAUGAAGGGAGAAAUGUUUCUCAAGGUUCAAGCGUUAAUUUCGGGGACGAAAUUCCUGUAAGGGGGGGUGAACUUGUAACACCGGACCCGAAUUUUACCCAGAUAAUUAAAAUUUUUUCGUAAACUACUUGGUUAAAGAAGGUAAAUCAAGACUAAGAGUAGUCUUGAUAAAUGAGAAAGUUAAAAUUUUGUCCUAAAUUAAUAAAGGGUUAUUAAUUUAGACAUGGGACCACACGUGGUAUUUCAAGUUUAUAAAAUAUUACUAUUUUCCAAAACGAUACUAUUAUUAUGAUAGUAGGAAUGGGUCGUGGACCCCAUUGUUAUAAAGAGCGACAACUGGACGGCCGAACGGGCCAGGGCCACUAUUCGAUAGUGGGGAGUCCUUAAUUAUCGGACUAUCAAUAAUUCGUAGGACUACGAAUUUAUAACAGAAGAAAUAUAAAUAUUCUAAGAAACCAAAAUAAUGGGAUGAAUAAUAUUGAUUAACUUGGUAUAUUAAAGGAGGGUACUUUUGGAGGACCCUGCCUUAAAGAUAUUUUAUUUUGGGAACAAACAGAUAAGAUUUUAUCUGUUUUUACAUUUGGGAUCAUUUAAAAAGAUGUGUAACAUUUUAUUAAAAUGUCACAAAAUAUCAAUACACAUAUUGAGUCAUGAGAAAUUGCUAAUGAAUUUACGAGAUGACGUGUUCUCAUUUUUACUGAUACUUGAACGGUAAAUUGCACGUUGGGCCUACACUAGGAGCGGGGACCAUCCGAUAUUUACGGACCACAUAUUAUAUUCAUCUUGGUCUAGAUAAUAUUUAUAUGAUGGUGUAAAUUAAUGUUGAGCCAUAAAGUUGGCUUUUCGAUCAAGCGAGGUCCCAUUGCCGGUAUAGGUAAUUAAACAGAUAACAACCCGAAAUUUAUUUCGGCGACCACGAAAUUAAAGUGGGGUAAUAUAUAUUCAUUCUAGAGGCCAAUAUUGAUUGGAAGAAUGAUAUAUAUUUUAUUUGACCCGAUAAAAUGAAAUUUAAUUAAAACAGUCCGAAAAGUACAACUUUUGGUACCGAUUGUACACUUUUGGGACAUAAAGGGAUGACCUCCCACAUGGGUGGGGGCCACCCCACGACUUAUGGUCUCAAAUAAGUGAGGAGGACCAUGUUGGAGAGCUGGAAAUGAAUUGAGAUGAUGGGGGGAUUAAUCAAGUCAUCAAAUGAACUUCUCCCCCACACCAUUCACACAUGAGAGACAACAAGGACAUCUCACUCACCCACCCUCCUAUUAUUUCGGCCCUAGCAUCAAGUAGGGAGGAAAGGAGUCUCAAAAACAUCAUCUCCACCAGCUCUACUCGAGCUAAGAACAAGGGGAAAGAAGGAAGCAAGAAGAGAGGAGGCUGCCAACCAGUUCGUACAAUUUCAACCCUCGAGAUUGUUCACUUCAUAUCUCACGCAUCUCUUAUCCAAUAAGCUCGAGUAAGGUGUCAUUAGAUAGGUCUUGAAGAGAGCUUUCAUACGAGGUGCUGCACUUAAGGAUACGAGGUGUUUACAGCUCAAAAAGGGCAGAUAAACACACGAGGUCUUUUACCAAGAUAUUAUAGACUUCUCAAGGAAUCUAGGAGUGGCCGGAAAAGUCGCCGGAGCCGCCGGAGUUUUCGCCGGAAAAUUCAAAAGUCGCCGGAGUUCGAACAAAGAAGAUAAAAGCUUGCUAGCGUCAUUUCAAGGUUGAAGCUAGAGCUUACUUCCUGCACCCGUUGCUCGGGAGAUCGAUGGAGAGAAGACGUGGUUCGUGCUUCCUCUGGUUCUAUUUCUAAAUAAUUAAAUAAUGCUCAUGGAACUAUUUUGACUUAUAAAUUAAUGGAGCCUGCGAGCUCUUGUUUUACCCUUGUGUGGGUUCUUAUUAAACACUUAUAUUCCGCGAUGUGUUUAAUUGUAUGUUGAUGUUGUUAUGUAUGUUUACUAAUCGGUUUUGGCAUAUGUAUCUAACAGACGUCUUGUGCAAUUCGG